Molecule: messenger RNA, 1225 nt
Organism: Protopterus annectens (West African lungfish)
Lineage: Eukaryota; Metazoa; Chordata; Ceratodontiformes; Protopteridae
Gene: SERPINB1
Product: serpin family B member 1
Biological process (GO): negative regulation of endopeptidase activity
Molecular function (GO): serine-type endopeptidase inhibitor activity
Source: RefSeq, a predicted model, not a curated record
ACUUUAUUUAAUCAUUCAAUGGUGAUAAAAGGGAAGGUCUCUAUCCUUCACAUUCCCUCCCAACACCCCUCCUACUCAUAUGAGCAGCUGCAGCCAUUUCUGUUCAGACACUCCCUUCUAACAUCUAUGCGUAUCUGCUAGUGUUCAUUCAUUUCUGUGAGAAAACUAAGCAAGUUAGCAGUAACCAUGGACAAGCUCGGUGAUGCAGUUACCUGUUUUGCUCUUGACCUCUUCAAGAAAAUAAGUGAAACUAAUGCAGUUGGAAACGUAUUUUAUUCCCCAAUGAGUAUCUGUUCUGCACUUGCAAUGGUUUUUGUAGGAGCCAGAGGUUCCACUGAAUCCCAGAUGAAAAAGCAAUUUCUAGAAUCUACCGCAAAAUUUUAUCAGGCAACCUUAUCUCCUGUUGAUUUUAUUGGUGCAUUUGAAGAAGCCCGGGAACAGAUUAAUAAAUGGGUAGAAGGCCAAACAGAAGGGAAGAUCCAAGACCUGCUGGCUAGUGGAACGGUCAACAGUCUUACACGAUUAGUGCUUGUUAAUGCCAUCUAUUUCAAAGGAAGCUGGGCUGAGAAAUUUGAUGAAGGAGCAACACAAGACAUGAAGUUCAGACUUAAUAAGAAUGAAACAAAACCAGUGAAAAUGAUGUACCAGAAGAAGAAGUUUCCAUUUCGAUAUAUUCCAGAAAUGAAUUUGAGAGUUCUAGAGCUUCCUUACAAAGGCAAGGAUCUAAGCAUGAUUGUACUCCUGCCAGAUGAUAUCAGUGAUGAUUCCACUGGCUUAAAGCAGCUAGAGAAGGAGCUCAGCAUGGAAAAGAUUAAGGAAUGGACUUCACCAGAGUACAUGGGUCACAUUGAUGUUCAUGUCCAUUUGCCCAAGUUCAAGCUGGAAGAUAAGUACGACUUAGAAUCGACCCUAGCUGAAAUGGGGAUGUCUGAUCUUUUCGAUGGAAGCAAGGCUGACCUGUCUGGAAUAACAGGAAAGACUGAUCUGCACAUCUCCAAAGUUGCACACAAGUCCUUCAUCGAAGUUAAUGAAGAAGGCACUGAAGCAGCAGCUGCUACAGCUGGGAUUGCAAUGUUCUGCAUGUUUUUAGAAGAGAAUUUUACUGCUGAUCAUCCAUUCUUAUUCUUCAUCCGACAUAACCAAACCAACAGUAUCUUGUUCUUUGGCAGGUUUUCCUCUCCUUAAAUGUUGUCAGAACGGAAAUAAAAUAAACUUUUUAAAUUAA